Messenger RNA from Pimephales promelas (fathead minnow), 3366 nucleotides. It is a transcript of the gene nek12, whose product is annotated as NIMA-related kinase 12. Gene Ontology annotation, biological process: protein phosphorylation. Lineage: Eukaryota; Metazoa; Chordata; Actinopteri; Cypriniformes; Leuciscidae. The record is from RefSeq and is a predicted model, not a curated record. Gene Ontology annotation, molecular function: protein kinase activity; ATP binding.
UGUGUAAAAGGUAUUUUUUAUUGCAGAAACAAAUCAUUAAAAUGUUCAAUUUGAUUAGUUACGCUUUCGUCAUUUUAAUUUUAUUUAAGCAAUGUAUUCGCCUUUAAGUACCGCAGCUAAAGUUUGGAACGAAUCAGAUUCCCUUUUGUUGAGAAGGAGCUGUCAUGGUAACACGAAGACAACACAGUUAUUCUCCCGACACGACGCAUUAUAUAAAAUAAAUAAAAAUAUUAGAUAAAUUAGUUUUUAUACCAGUAAGGCAUGAGGACCCAAAGGUAAUAAAGAUUUUAAGCAUGUUUGUUUUCUAAAAAGUUUGUUUCACCUGUUACUUUGGCUAGUUGGCAGAACGAACCUGUUUAUUAAUUGAAGGAUCAAAUGACGGUUUGCCAGCCUGUCUGGUGAUUCAUUUGUCAAUAAUCAUAUCCAGUAGCCACAAACGAGACAAAAUAACUGUUUCUGCAACAAGUAAAGGGCAUAAAGAAGAUGUUUCGUGAAUGAAUAGGUUCCAGAAAUGGAGAAAUAUGAUAAUGUACUGAAUCUUGGCAGAGGAGGAGCGGGCGUUGUAAUGUUGAUGAAACAUGUUGAUACAAAGAAAUUAUAUGCAGUCAAGAGAAUUCAUGUGGACAGUUCCCGAAAAACAAAGUCCAAAGAUGUUGUGUUGCAAGAGGCAGACAUUCUCAGAAGCUUGAAGCAUCCUCAUAUUAUAACAUGGAUUGACACAUUUUUUGACCCAACUAAUGAUUAUAUUUACAUUGUGAUGGAUUAUUGUGACGGUGGAACGUUGGAUGACCACAUUAAAGAACAGAAGAGUGGGGAAUACUUUGAAGAAAGCAAAAUUAUGAACUGGUUUGUGCAAGUUGUCAUGGCCGUCAGUUAUAUCCACUGCGAAAAGAUCCUUCACAGAGAUAUCAAGCCAUCCAAUGUGCUGUUAACCAAGAGAGGUGUGAUUAAACUUGGGGAUUUUGGAAUAUCAAAGAUUAUGAACCACACGCUGGAUAUGGCCUCCACCUGUGUGGGAACCCCCAGUUAUCUGAGCCCUGAACUCUGUCAGGAUGUCCCAUACAGCAUCAAAUCUGACAUAUGGGCUGUUGGCUGCCUACUAUAUGAGCUUUGUGCCCUCAGACCAGCUUUUGAAGCUAAAAAUCUCCUAAAUCUGUUUUACAAGAUCAUAAAAGCGGAGUACAUCAAGGUCCCCGAGAGGUAUUCAGAGGACAUCCAUACAUUAAUCGGGAAAAUGCUGUGCGCGGUUCCUGAAAACAGACCGAGUGCGAGCGGCAUACUUAGUAUGACAUACGUGCAGGUACAUCUGGGAAACUUCAUCGAACACCAGGAGAAAGAACUUGCAAAGGGGAAUGCUGAAUGCAGACCUCAAACAAAAGAAGACUUUAACAUAGAAAACACAUCUAUGGAAAGCAGAACAGAUAGUGCCUCAGCUGUCUCUGACAAGACACUGCAAAUCGAGACGUCACUCACUGCUGAGGAUGAAGUGGCCCAUGAGGGAACAGAGUCUGAUUAUUCAGAGGACUUUGAUGAACAUGAUAGCUAUGUGUCCUCCGAGGAUGUUUCGAGAGAAGAUGUCUCCUCCAGCCUUCCCAAUGUGGUUGAAGAGGCAUUUGAGGAAUCUAACGUUGUGCCUGAUGAUGAGGACAUCUCUGACUAUCCAGAUGACUUUGAAGAAGCUGAGGAUGAUGACCUGGCUGAGGUAGUCUGCUACGCCAGAGAUGCCAUGAGCUGUGUUUCAGAGAUUGAUGUGGAACUGGAGCUCAAAGAUGCAGGCGGUUUCUCUGUCACAAUGAAACUGUUAAAAGAGAAAUAUAUGGUUAUAGAGGAUGUCGGAGCCUCAGUCUAUGAGGAAAUCAGUGAGCACUUUCUGAAUGGCCUCACGCCAGGAGAUCUGCAGCCACAGUUCCAGCACAUGAUCGGAACAGACCAUCUGGAGACCUGCUACCUCAUUUUCAACCUUGACCAAGAAACAACAUGCUGAAUCAUGCCUGUCCUAUUAGGGAAAUUCAUUUUUCUUCUUUUAACAGUCAGUGCUGACAUAAUGAUGAACUUAAGCAAAUGCUGAAAUUCUAUAUUAAAUACAGAAUUUUGUAAUAUAUGUAAUGAAUUCUAACUAAUAUUAUAAAAUACUGUGAUUUUAUAGAUAUUUGUCUUUAAGAUUUUUUUUUAAACCAAGCAUUCAAUGCUCUUUUGAAAGUGUUACCUAGUAUAACCAGUAGGUGGCACUCUAUAGUAAGAAAAAUGUGGUGUUACAUACCAAUCCAGAAAAUGAACGCAUAAUAGUUUCUCAUCUUGGCAUUAUCAGUCACUUCACAGGACUGAAGGAAUUCAUUAUAUCAAGGGCACCCAGCUGACUACUUUUUGAAAGAUUUAACACAUUUCAUACAUUCUUAUUUAUAAAAAUGAUCUCUCAACAUGUCCAUUAAACAAUGGUUGUAAAUGUAAAAGCAGUGGAGACUAUCAUGUGAACAUUUCCUCCUGUUCUUUCACUCCACUACUGAAAUGUAAAAGAGACUCUGAUUCUGUAAAUUUAUGGGUCACAGCUGCAGUUGUUUUCCAUUUAGGCGUUUUCCCUUAAACUUGUCCAGAUUCUUCCAGGGAAUAGUCAGUGCGAUAGAGAAACUGCCAUGUCUAACUGUAUAAAUGGCCCAGUAUUAUAUGUUAUUUAAUAAUGUUCACAAUCUGCCUCCAGAGGAAAGUGUGUUAUCAAUAGGAGAUACAUCUCCUCACAGAAUGUUUCUUUUAUUUUAAUUUGUCUGUUUUUAUAUCUUUAAACAUGAAAGAAGAAGAAAAAUGAUUUUAAUCAUAAAGUCCUAGCCAGGAAGGGGUGUGUGUGUGUGUGUGUGUGUCAUGAGACCUGAGAAUCCUCGUUCUUCAAAAAACCAAGUUCAUGUUGAUGUUAAAGCUAGUGUGCACUUUUAUAGAUUGAGUGGAGAAAACAACACUAGCUUAAAAAACUGUUUUUCACUUAGACUUAAGUAAUCCACUGUAAAGAAAACAAUUUUGAACAUUAAAAAUGUAAAGUCAUUCUCACAAAAUGCAUUUAUUUUUUACUAUGCUAUGUUCUGAAAGAUGUCUGAGGAGUCAUUCAGGAUAUACCUUUGAAAAUGCUCCAAAAGCCUGAUGGAUUGUCAUGUUUCUUUAUGUAUCCAUCUAUGCAUUUAGAAAAGUGCAUGAGAGACCAGAAUAGAUGAAAACAGGUCAAGACUACUUGUAGCAAUCACCUCAAUGCUUUGCCACUUUAAAACCGGUCAAUAUUUCAGCCAUAGUUACACGUUGAGCUUGGGCUUUGUACAAAGUUUGAUACAUUAUUGAUUGAUUUCUGCACUGCUCCACCCUUUAGCUCAGCUUGAAUUUUUUUGU